Molecule: messenger RNA, 1281 nt
Organism: Toxotes jaculatrix (banded archerfish)
Lineage: Eukaryota; Metazoa; Chordata; Actinopteri; Toxotidae
Product: ion channel TACAN-like
Exons: 12
Coding region: 1-1020 (339 amino acids)
Biological process (GO): fat cell differentiation
Cellular component (GO): membrane
Source: RefSeq, a predicted model, not a curated record
AUGCCUCAAGGUUUAACAGGCGUUCUGGAGGAGUGGAAAAGUCUGGAGGAUGAAUAUCAACAACUUCAGGAGACACACAGAAUGUACUUAAAGAAACUGGAUGAAAUUUCCAAACUACAAAACAACUGCUCUGCCUCCAUUUCCCAUCAGCGAAAAAGACUGAAGGAGAUGUCCCAUCUAGUGAAAAAAUGCAGCAAAGGACCAUCAGAAGAAGAUGCUAAAAACAUAGAGGAGAUAAAAGAGAAAAUUAAGACGCGACCAAAUGCUUUCUUUGAAAUGGAAGCUUUUCUUCCAAAGAAAAAUGGGCUGUAUCUCAAUCUGGUCCUUGGAAAUGUCAAUGUCACUCUUUUCAGCAAGCAGUCAAAAUUUGCCUACAAGGAUGAAUAUGAGAAGUUCAAGCUGUGCUCCACAGUUGUCCUGCUGCUGUUCUCCUUCAUAUGCUAUUUCUUUGCGAACUACAGAUUUCUCGAUGCAAUCCUCAAUUUCCUGCUGGUGUGGUACUAUUGUACAUUAACCAUCAGGGAAAGCAUCCUCAUCACUAAUGGCUCCAGAAUCAAAGGCUGGUGGGUCUUUCAUCACUACAUCUCAGCUUUUUUGUCUGGUGUGAUGCUGACAUGGCCAGAUGGGAACCUGUACAAGAUGUUCAGGAACCAGUUCCUUGCCUACUCCUUGUAUCAAAGUUUUGUUCAGUGUCUGCAGUGCUAUUAUCAGAGUGGAUGUUUGUAUAGACUACGAGCCCUGGGAGAAAGACACAACAUGGAUCUUACCGUGGAGGGAUUUCAGUCCUGGAUGUGGAAAGGGCUGACGUUUCUUUUGCCCUUCCUCUUUUUUGGCCAUUUCUGGCAGCUCUUCAAUGGCCUCUCUCUCUUCAGAAUGGCUCAGCUCCCAGACUGCAGAGAAUGGCAGGUCUUGAUGUGUGGUCUCUGCUUCCUCAUUCUGUUUAUGGGAAAUUUCUUCACCACUGUUGCUGUGGUCCGUCAGAAGCUCAAGAGCAGGAAUCAGAAAGCAAAGAGUCUGUGAUUAAAAAAAAAAUAAAACAUGUCUAAAAAUGUUGUCUCACAUAUUCAGCUCCAAACAAAAACUCAUAUCAUCAUUAACAUUAUACUGGCAACUUAUUAUAAGCUUGCUGGCUAUUACUACAAAACAUGUACAUUAGAUAUAGAUUAGAUACAUAAAUAUAAAACAUGUGCUAUGGCCAAUCAAUCACCACACAAAGUUAAAUUAUGUUCUAAAAUGCCUCUGAUAUUUUCUUGGCAUGAUCAGGAAAAGACAAACAACGAA